AUGGAGUUGAGUGUCGCCGCUCAGCCGCCCCUGCGCCUUGCCCCUUGCCACCUUGUGGCGCUCUUGCCCUCGCCCUGUCACACUUUGCACUGCCGCCUUCUGUCCCAUCGCCCGCCCUUCCUCCGACCUCCCGUUCAUCCAACGGUCCGAUUCCUCCGCGAGUCGCUGGAGCGCGCCGGGUGCGCCGUGAGCGAUGAGUUCUUUUCCGCGCGCCGAUGCGACGAGCAGGCAGGCGGAGGCUUCAUGCCCGGCGAGGGGGUGGUGGUGUGUGCGAACCACGUGGGCGGGCAGGACGAGGUGGACGUGGUGGUGGCGCACGAGCUCGUGCACGCCCUCGACCACUGCCGCGCUAAGAACCUGCACUGGCCCGACCUCCAACACCACGCCUGCAGCGAGAUCCGAGCGGCCAACCUGAGCGGGGCGUGUCACAUGCACCGCGAGUUCAACACGAGGGGUUCCGACUUUGUCUUCCGCAACGGCCACCCGCAGUGUGUGCGGCGCAAGGCACAGCUGUCCGUCGCCAUGAACCCCUUCUGCUCCGACACCCCCCCCACCUCUGCCACUGCCACCACCGCCACCGCCACCGCCACCACCACCACCACCACCACCACCAACGGCAGCAGCGCCAAUGGAAGCAGCAGUGGCAGCGAGGCGUCUAGCAGCAGCAGUGCGGCGUGCAUGGCUCGGGCGCGGGCGGCAGUGGAUGCUGUGUGGGACGUGUGCUACCAUGACACCACUCCCUUUGACCGCAUCCCCUGA
Molecule: messenger RNA, 759 nt
Organism: Closterium sp. Naga37s-1
Lineage: Eukaryota; Viridiplantae; Streptophyta; Zygnematophyceae; Desmidiales; Closteriaceae
Source: the annotation of a GenBank genome assembly